Epithele typhae is the source of this 1332-nucleotide messenger RNA. RefSeq lists its product as uncharacterized. NCBI's taxonomy places the organism in Eukaryota, Fungi, Basidiomycota, Agaricomycetes, Polyporales, Epitheliaceae. The coding region runs from base 1 to 1332 and encodes 443 amino acids. The transcript has 5 exons. The record is from RefSeq and is a predicted model, not a curated record.
AUGGACGUAGAGAACGACGACGCGACCAUCGGCGUCGACUUCGUCAAACUUUACAGCUGGAACCGAAACAACAGCGACCAGCGCGACAUCGACAGCCUCGCCGACAUCAAUUUCUCCGGCUGCAGCACCAACGGCAACAACGCGCCGCCCCUCAUCGUCCCAAACGACCGAAGCACAUCAGAAAGCCUCAGCAAGAACGACGGGCUAUCCGCGGAGGCCAUCACAGGCAUUGUGAUCGGUCCACUCCUACUUCACCUGCUCGUCGCGCUCUGGCUCGUGUGCGACCGAAGCACGCCAGAAAGCCUCAGCAAGAACGACGGACUAUCCACCGGGGCCAUCGCAGGCAUUGUGAUCGGUCUGCUCUUGGUUUUCCUGAUCGUCGCGCUCUGGCUCGUGCCCAGACGGAUACAGGCGGAGAAAUGGGCUAUACUCCACCCAUUCGAACAGCGCGCCUUCUUCACUACCUCGCCACAGCGCCGCGCGUCGUCGUCGCUGACUCCUCCCGUAGGGAACGAGGCGUCUCUGUUCCCACUGCGGCGACAGCCGGGGGACUGCAUGGUCGCGCUUUCCCUUCGGAAGUGCAAACACCGACGCGCACGCUCGCCCAGCCUGCGCAAAGGCGGGUUGCGCGCUUUACAGUAUGGGACGUCGGACGGCGUCAGAGCGACCUCCCCGCAUUCCACGCACUCCACACACUCCCGCCCCAGCAUGGCGGAAACCGCGUCAGGGUCGGCCGCGUAUACGGGCCCCGCCUCAACCUCGGGCGCGUCGCAUAGCGGGUCUUCCUCUGACCCCGCGCCCACCGCCCCGCUGUUGCCUGCGCCUUCUGCGGCACACUCCCGCCCGCCCCCGUCAUCCAGGUGCGCCGCGGACGCGCACAUCGUGCUCGCGCGCCCGCCUUCCGUGUCCCUCUCGCUCGCCUCCGCGCGCGCGACCAUCCACAUCCCGUCCUCGCCAGACCAACCCACAUCCACCGCCACCACCCGCCCCCGCGAGAAGCGCGACCGCACGCACGCCCCGAGCGCGAUGCCCCCUCUUCCUUCCCGCACGCACACCCCAGGCGUGGGGGCGGAGGACGACCCCGGCAGCUCGCGCUCGCUGCGGACGACGUCGUCCGGGCUCACGGAGUACUCCGUCGACGGCGGCGUGCGCCUCGCGGGCGGCCGCCCGGGCGAGGACGUGCCAGCGGAGCUACCGCCGCACGCGGUCGGGGCGCCGACGCGGGCGCGGGUCGUGCCACCGCCGUACAGCGACGUGUAUGCCGUCGCGGGGGAGAGGCCGCGCGAGAGAGGGAGCGGCGGCGAGGGUGGGGCGUCGUCAGGGGUUCGUUGA